UUGUCCCAUUUCUGAACAAAGUUUGAAUCCUUUCCCCCCUCUCUUUUUAAAAGAGAUGCCUCCCCAUGUCAUUCCCUGAAAUUGGCUCAGUCAGGGGAGCACAGUAGCCCCAAGGAGCCUGGGGCAGGUCAACCACAAAUAUGAAAUUCUGCAUCUGUUUCUUGGCCUUUGCCUUUCUUUCUGAGCUACACAGCCUGGAGGUCCCGACAAACGCCCUUCCUGACUUUGUCGAUUAUGACGAUCUCCUGGAACUAGCCCCUGACAAAUUUCAUAUAACUUCAAGGAACCAAAGACACCAGAGAAGUAUAUCCAGUAGUCCUGAAUCUGAAGAAGAGCAGGUGGAUGGUGAUGACCAGUUAAUGCUUUACAGUUACAAAGUUCAUUCCACUGUGACUUCCCGUCUGGCCAACACCAUUGUGCAAAGCAAAGUGGUGAAUAACUCUCCCCGGUCCCAGAAUGUAGCAUUCGAUGUACAGAUGCCUCGGGGGGCCUUCCUUAGCAACUUUUCCAUGACUGUGAACGGGGUGACCUUCACUAGCUCGAUCAAGGAGAAGUCUGUGGCCCGAGGCCUCUACGCGCUGGCCCGAGCAAAAGACAAAAACACUGGAUUGGUCAGGAGCAGCGGAGCGGAUAUGGAGAACUUUCAAACAACGGUGAACGUGCCCCCGGGAGCCAAGGUGCAGUUUGAAAUUCAUUAUCAAGAAGUGAAAUGGAGGAAACUGGGUGCCUAUGAGCACAAGGUGCACCUGAAGCCCGGCCAGCUGGCCAAACAUCUAGAGGUAGAUAUCCACAUAAUUGAACCGCAAGGCCUUAGUUUUGUCCAUGUUCCACAUACACUUGGGGACCAAUUUGAAGGAAUCGCGACUCUAUCUCAAGGCAACCAGAAGGCCCACAUUUCCUUCAAACCAACCGUGGCCCAGCAGCGAAAAUGUCCCACCUGUUCCCAGACCUCAGUAGAAGGAGAUUUUGUGGUCAAGUAUGAUGUGGAGAGAGAGAAGAAAUCUGGGGAACUGGAGAUUUUUAAUGGGUAUUUUGUUCACUUCUUUGCCCCGGAAAACCUGGAUCCGAUUCCUAAAAACAUCCUGUUUGUCAUUGAUGUCAGUGGCUCAAUGUGGGGAGUUAAGAUGAAACAAACUGUUGAAGCCAUGAAGACAAUAUUGGAUGACCUGCGAGCUGAAGACCAAUUCUCCGUCAUUGAUUUCAACCACAAUGUCCGAAGUUGGAAAGAUAAUUUAGUUCCAGCCACUGAUUUGAUGACUACCGAUGCCAAGAAGUACAUUGAGAAAAUCCAGCCCAAUGGGGGUACAAACAUUAACGAGGCCUUAUUGAGAGCCAUCUUUAUUUUGCGUGAAGCCAGCAACCUGGGUAUGUUGGAUCCCAACUCUGUCUCACUGAUCAUCUUAGUUUCCGAUGGAGAUCCCACAGUAGGUGAGCUGAAACCAACCGUGAUCCAGAAGAAUGUGAAGAAAAACAUGCGGGACAAUAUCUCUCUGUUCAGCUUGGGGAUAGGAUUUGAUGUAGACUAUGAUUUCUUGGAGAGGCUGUCCCGUGAAAACCAUGGAAUGGCCCAGAGGAUUUAUGGAAAUCAGGAUACUUCUUCCCAGCUUAAGCAAUUCUACAACCAGGUCUCCACCCCUCUGCUCCAAAAUGUCCAGUUCAACUAUCCCCAGGAAUUCGUGACAGAUGUCACCCAGAACAGCUUCCAUAACUACUUUGGUGGUUCGGAGAUCGUGGUAGCGGGCAAAGUCGACCCCAGGAAACUGGACCAGGUGGAGAGCGUCAUCACAGCCACCUCGGCCAGCACAGAGCUGAUCAUGGAAACCUUGGCUGAAACAGAUGGAUUAGAUGACUUCCUGUCGAAGACCAAGUAUGCAGAUCCCGAUUUCACCAAGAAAUUGUGGGCUCACCUCACCAUCAACCAGCUGCUAGCCGAGCGGAGCCUGGCAACCACAGCAGCUGACAAAAGGAAAAUCACGAAAACUAUCCUCCAGAUGUCCCUGGAGCACCAUAUCGUGACGCCGCUGACUGCCAUGGUGAUUGAGAACGCAGCCGGGGACGAGAGAAUGCUGGCGGACUCUCCUCUGGACCACAAGUGCUGCCCAGGAGUUGUAAGCCCUGGCAUUAAAACUGCUAAGAGUUCCAUCCCACCUUGGGCCAGGCCCACGCCAACGCAAGAGGGACCAAUGAAUGUGAAGCAAGCUGGAGUGCUGAUGGCUACCUCUCCCCCUCAUGUAAUGAGAGUUGAAAACGACCCCCACUUCAUUAUUUAUCUGCCAAAGAGCCAAAGGAACAUUUGCUUCAACAUCGACUCAGAACCCGGCAAAAUCCUCAACUUGGUUUCUGAUCCAGGUUUAGGGAUUGUGGUCAAUGGGGAGCUUAUUGGAGCCAAGAUGCGGAAGAAUCAGAAGCUGAGCACCUACUUUGGAAAACUGGCCUUUUAUUUCCAAAGCCAAGGGGUCAAAGUGGAAGUCAGCACAGAGAUGAUAACUCUCAAGCACGGACCUCGCACCACCAUUUUGCUGUGGUCAGACACAGCUCAUAUCACCGACAAAAGGCUGACUAUUUCUGUGAGAAAAGAGAAGAGUAUGAAAAUCACCUUGGAUAAAGAAAUGUCUUUCUCCAUUUUGCUUCACCGUGUUUGGAAGAAACAUCCCAUCAAUGUGGACUUUCUGGGCAUUUACAUCCCGCCCACCAACAAAUUCUCCUCCAGUGUACAUGGACUAAUAGGUCAGUUUAUCCCUGAGCCAGAAGUUCUUAUCUACAAUGAGAGGCCCGGCAAGGAUCCAAAGAAGCCAGAAGCCAGCAUGGACGUGAAAGGACACAAGCUGACUGUCACCAGAGGCCUGCAGAAGGACUACAGGACGGAUAUAAUACUGGGAACAGAUGUUCCCUGCUGGUUUGUGCACAACAAUGGGAAAGGAUUCAUCGAUGGGCAUUAUAAAGAUUACCUUGUCCCUCAGCUCUACAGCUUCCUUAAACGCCCUUGAGAGCUUCCACACACCAAUGUCCUCUUCUAAAAACCAGGUUUUGCCAUUUGGUGAAACAAAUCCAGUAAGUCCAAGAAAAAAUGAGUUCUUUCUCAGUGAGGGUCUAAGAUUUGGGAGUCCCAAAUGAAGCAUCUAGCUUUGUUUUUGGAUGAGGAUUGUUUUACAACUAAUUAUGGUAGAGUAAGAUGUAUUGGACAUGUUAUUCACUUGUUCAGCCUUGGAAAUACUCUUUCAAUAAACUGAAUUGACUAAAGUUUAGUAAAAACAAAUGUGAUACUGAAUCAGUUACUUCAAGAAAUACUAAUGGAACACCUGGAUUUAAGAUGGUAGGUGCUGAUUACUCAGACUGUAGCCCCCAAAACUCUGUUUUCCGUUGAUGAAAAUCUUACAAAGGUUGGCCACGUCAAGUUUCCAUGACAAGCUGGAAAGUAUUUUUAAACCAGAGAGAAAUUAAAUACCUCUUUGUUAGCAACUCCAACAACUUCUGAACCACACCGAAGAGGCUGGGUUUAUGAUUAAGUGCAUCACAUGCAAAUUCCAUGCACAUAAUCCUUGCAGUCCUCCUGACAUGUGGACUAGUCUGUGGGUCCCAAAUGAAACAGGGUCUCUUUCCAACUUGAUUAUCUUCUAUCUACCCCAUGGCUUAGUACAGCACAUGGCACACCGUAAGAGCUUAACAAGUACCAUAAUUAGCUGUACAAAUUCGGCAAAACCCUAGAAAAAGCCUCCAAUCUGACCGCCGAGAAGUACGUGCAAGCUGUGCUUCUGCCUGUGGGUGUCCCCAUGAGACCAUGGUUUUAGGCAGCUUGCAAGCUCUAAUGUUUCCGAAGCCCAAAAGAAAGGAAAAAAAAAGAGGAAAUGCUCCUGGAUGCCCAGAGAGUUAAACUAAACUGAAAAUAGUGCUGGUUAAAUGCACUAACUGGUCAGUCUCAAAAGUUUGGAGCAACUGAUUGAGAUGGAAGAUUGGGGAGGGGGUGGAAAUUAUAUGAUGUGGGCAAAACUUUUCCUGUUCCUUGGUUCUUAUUGAUGUCAAUCCCUACAUUAUAGACAGAAAGAAUUUUGGGCAGACCGAAACUGGGGCAAUUAACGUGGCUGCCAUUACUAUGACAAAUCCUCAGCAUUUCUGUACUAUGUCAAUAAAGUCCUUUCCACUCA
Ornithorhynchus anatinus (platypus) is the source of this 4142-nucleotide messenger RNA. It is a transcript of the gene ITIH2, whose product is annotated as inter-alpha-trypsin inhibitor heavy chain 2. The transcript is spliced from 21 exons. Gene Ontology annotation, molecular function: serine-type endopeptidase inhibitor activity. Lineage: Eukaryota; Metazoa; Chordata; Mammalia; Monotremata; Ornithorhynchidae. Gene Ontology annotation, biological process: hyaluronan metabolic process. The coding region runs from base 141 to 2987 and encodes 948 amino acids. The record is from RefSeq and is a predicted model, not a curated record.